UCUACAUUCCAGGACAGGCAUGCUCCUGCUGUUUGUACUAGGUUGCAUCUUCUUCCCACUGUGUUUUGCAACCAUCCGCUGGGGCCUACAGAACCACACUAGCCUGCAGAUGGAGACACGAGAGGCUGUUUUGGUGGCAUCCAAGCUGGUGUCCUCUGUCCAAGCGAUCAUGGCCUCCACAGCUGGGUACAUCGUGUCCACCUCCUGCAAACACAUCAUUGAUGACCAGCACUGGCUCUCCUCUGCCUACACGCAGUUUGCUGUGCCCUAUUUCAUCUACGACAUCUACGCCAUGUUCUUGUGCCACUGGCACAAGCACCAGGUCAAAGGGCACGGAGGGGAUGACGGGGCGGCCCGAGCUCCCGGCAGCACCUGGGCGGUGGUGCGGGGCUACCUGCACAAGGAGUUCCUCAUGGUGCUCCAUCACGCCGCCAUGGUGCUCGUCUGCUUCCCGCUGUCUGUGGUGUGGAGACAGGGCAAAGGAGAUUUCUUCCUGGGCUGCAUGUUGAUGGCAGAGGUCAGCACCCCCUUUGUCUGUCUUGGCAAGAUCCUUAUCCAGUACAAGCAGCAGCACACACUGCUGCACAAAGUCAACGGGGCCCUCAUGCUGCUCAGCUUCCUGUGCUGCCGGGUGCUGCUCUUCCCUUACCUGUACUGGGCCUACGGGCGCCACGCCGGCCUGCCCCUGCUGGCCGUGCCGCUCGCCCUGCCGGCUCACGUCAACCUGGGCGCUGCUUUGCUCCUCGCUCCCCAGCUCUACUGGUUCUUCCUCAUCUGCCGCGGGGCCUGCCGCCUCUUCCGACCCCGAGGCUCCCCACCACCCUCGCCCUGUCAGACCCAGGACUGAGGGGGAGGCCGGGCGCCCUCCACGCCACGCCCCCACGAG
This is a messenger RNA of Dipodomys spectabilis (banner-tailed kangaroo rat), 886 nucleotides long. It is a transcript of the gene Tlcd3b, whose product is annotated as TLC domain containing 3B. The transcript is spliced from 6 exons. Gene Ontology annotation, cellular component: endoplasmic reticulum; membrane. The coding region runs from base 20 to 847 and encodes 275 amino acids. Gene Ontology annotation, molecular function: sphingosine N-acyltransferase activity. Gene Ontology annotation, biological process: ceramide biosynthetic process; lipid homeostasis. Lineage: Eukaryota; Metazoa; Chordata; Mammalia; Rodentia; Heteromyidae. The record is from RefSeq and is a predicted model, not a curated record.